AUCGGCUAGGAGCAACGAGCGGCGGGGCUGGGGCGCUGCGGCCCCGUGGAGCCGCGCAGUAUGGCGGGCGGGGCCAGGGAGGUCCUCACACUGCAGUUGGGACAUUUUGCCGGUUUCGUGGGGGCGCACUGGUGGAACCAGCAGGAUGCUGCGCUGGGCCGAGCGACCGAUGCCAAGGAGCCCCCGGGCGAGCUGUGCCCCGACGUCCUGUAUCAUCCUCCCACCUUACCGAGCUCCAGGACCAGAGAUGAGGAGCUGAGCACAACAUGCCAACACUCGAGGGGCCCACGACAGUUGCUCAAGAGCCAUCUCGGGAAUAGGCUGCUAGGCCCUGGAGACAGUAGUUUGAGCUCCCUACAAGAGGGAGGUGGACUCUACAGGGACAAACAGUUGGAUGCUGCAAUAGCAUGGCAGGGGAAGCUCACCACACACAAAGAGGAACUCUAUCCCAAGAACCCUUAUCUCCAGGACUUUCUGAGUGCAGAGGGAGUGCUGAGUAGUGACGGUGUUUGGAGGGUCAAAUCCAUUCCCAAUGGCAAAGGUUCCCCAUCACUCACCACUGCUACAACUCCAAAACCACUUAUACCUACAGAGGCCAGCAUCAGGGUCUGGUCAGACUUCCUCAGAGUCCAUCUCCAUCCCCGGAGCAUCUGUAUGAUUCAGAAGUACAACCAUGAUGGGGAAGCAGGUCGGCUGGAGGCUUUUGGCCAAGGGGAAAGUGUCCUAAAGGAACCCAAGUACCAGGAAGAGCUGGAGGACAGGCUGCACUUCUACGUGGAGGAAUGUGACUACUUGCAGGUAGCGACGUGGAAACGUGCACUCCAGGGUGGAAGCUCUUCUCAUCCUGCUAACUAUCUUUCAUCACUCACCUCCGCCCAGGGCUUCCAGAUCCUGUGUGACCUGCAUGAUGGCUUCUCUGGGGUAGGCGCGAAGGCGGCAGAGCUGCUACAAGAUGAAUAUUCAGGGCGGGGAAUAAUAACGUGGGGCCUGCUACCUGGUCCCUACCAUCGUGGGGAGGCCCAGAGAAACAUCUAUCGUCUAUUAAACACAGCUUUUGGUCUCGUGCACCUGACUGCUCACAGCUCUCUCGUCUGCCCCUUGUCCUUGGGUGGGAGCCUGGGCCUGCGACCUGAGCCACCUGUCAACUUCCCUUACCUGCAUUAUGAUGCCACUCUGCCCUUCCACUGCAGUGCCAUCCUGGCUACAGCCCUGGACACAGUCACUGUUCCUUAUCGCCUUUGCUCCUCUCCAGUUUCCAUGGUUCAUCUGGCUGACAUGCUGAGCUUCUGUGGGAAAAAGGUGGUGACAGCAGGAGCAAUCAUCCCUUUCCCCUUGGCUCCAGGCCAGUCCCUUCCUGAUUCCCUGAUGCAGUUUGGAGGAGCCGCCCCAUGGACCCCACUGUCUGCAUGUGGGGAGCCUUCUGGAACACGUUGCUUUGCCCAGUCAGUGGUGCUGAGGGGUAUAGACAGAGCAUGCCACACGAGCCAGCUCACCCUGGGGACACCUCCACCCUCCGCCCUUCAUGCAUGUACCACUGGGGAAGAAGUCUUGGCUCAGUAUUUACAACAGCAGCAGCCUGGAGUCAUGAGUUCUUCCCAUCUGCUGCUGACUCCCUGCAGGGUGGCUCCUCCUUACCCCCACCUCUUCGCAAGCUGCAGUCCACCGGGUAUGGUUCUGGAUGGUUCCCCCAAGGGAGCAGCAGUGGAGAGCGUCCCAGUGUUUGGGGCACUGUGUUCCUCUUCGUCCCUGCACCAGACCCUGGAAGCCUUGGCCAGAGACCUCACCAAACUCGACUUGCGGCGCUGGGCCAGCUUCAUGGAUGCUGGAGUGGAGCACGAUGAUGUAGCAGAGCUGCUGCAGGAGCUACAAAGUCUGGCCCAGUGCUACCAGGAUGGUGACAGCCUCGUGGACUAAAGUUCCCAGUGUGGGAGAAAGGAGCUAGUUUGCAAUAAAAACAGCUGGAUGCAGGAGCCCAGUGUCUUCGUGCAGAGGAGCUCAAUGUCGCGGGACUAGCUACACCAACAUAUGCACUUUUUACAUUUAGAAACACUGCGAUUAGACCACAGAACAAUAAAUAUGUGCCAUCAGACCAAAAAAAAGUAGAGAACGGAGCUGAACUCCACUCUUGAUGCUAUUUACAGAGGAGAUUUGUAAAGUCUUCAUAAAAGACCUUGAAUGAUGCCUAGGAUGGCAGAGCCCCUGGGUCCUACUCCAUCCUCCAGCCUUUGUCCUGGUCCUGGGCUCCUGCUCUCCAGAUCUGUAAACUGGGCUCAAGGACUGUACAAGCGGAGUACAACUACCCGCCUCCCCAGUGCCAGGGCGCCUGUUGGGUUUGGUCCUGUGUAGAUGAUUCCCAGAGUCUCAUUCAUCCAGCUCCUCUUCAGACAGAAGGUCCCCAUGGUCAGACAGCUGGUCUGCAUUGCUGGUACUGGUUCAUCCUCAGAGCUGGCUUCACAGGCAGUGUGGAAGAGCUGCAUGAGUUCUCGAAAACGGUGGGAAACCUAAGAAAGGAGGAGGGCUAUAUUCACUGAUCCUUAGUAACAUGUUAACAUUUAUGAAGCACUAUA
This is a messenger RNA of Nomascus leucogenys (northern white-cheeked gibbon), 2567 nucleotides long. RefSeq names its product misato mitochondrial distribution and morphology regulator 1. Gene Ontology annotation, cellular component: cytoplasm. Gene Ontology annotation, biological process: mitochondrion distribution. The record is from RefSeq and is a predicted model, not a curated record. The coding region runs from base 61 to 1914 and encodes 617 amino acids. The transcript is spliced from 14 exons. NCBI's taxonomy places the organism in Eukaryota, Metazoa, Chordata, Mammalia, Primates, Hylobatidae.